Molecule: messenger RNA, 2733 nt
Organism: Cladocopium goreaui
Lineage: Eukaryota; Dinophyceae; Suessiales; Symbiodiniaceae
Source: the annotation of a GenBank genome assembly
AUGCCGUGGCCUCAUGAUUUUGUGGACAAGCUGACCUAUCGACUCAAUGCUUUUGGUGCUCCAAAAGUGCUGGUAUUUGCUGUACUCUUGGUUAUUUGGACCGAGAUCGAUUCGAAGAGUUGGCAGGAUCACUCCACCUUCGCCUUUGUGGAGACCUUUGCAGGUCGUGCGGAGACGACCCGAAUGUUCCGUUGUGCUGACAUGCGGUCUGCUCGAAUGGACCUUCCCUACAUGUCACCUGUGAAAGAUGGUCAAAAUCCCAUGGAUUUAUGCACCCCCUCUGGGUUUGCGACUGCUCUUGCGGUGAUGCUACGUGGAGAUCAGGAGCUUGAACGACAGCUGGCUGAUCUGGAUGCUCAGUCCAGUACUGCUGAGUCCUUGGAACGAUUGCUGCAAAGUCAGGUUUCCCGGCUCUUUAAGGCUACUCCACAGAAUGGAUUGCCCUUGGACAUUGACAUGACGGAGACCCUACCAGCAACAGAGUCCCAGGUGACAGCUCGCAUCGUCAAAAUGUUCCAGGAAGGUGAGAUCGAAUCGGGUCUUGCCAUGCAGCUCCUAGGAGGUGCACUUGCCAAGGAUGGGGGACAUGGUUGUUCCAAAAAGAGGCCAUUAGAUGGCAACGCAAGUCAUGAUGAUAGCAAAGCAGCUAAGACUGGUGAAGAUAUGUCCGAUGCUGAUGCUGAUGGCCCUUCAGUGGAAGAGCUUUUGGAUCAGGAAGAGAAUGCUCUCAAAGCCAAAUUGAGACGGCUUUGCGAGGUGAAGAAAGGGGGUAAGCUCCAGGACCGCUUUGUCAAGUACAGGCAGAAGACGGUGACCAAGACAGAGAAGCAGACAAAUGACAUCGCAAAUGGCUGGUAUACCAGGGAUGACAUGGUCAAGAUCUUGAAGUGGCCAGCGAAGAAGAUCAAUGGAGCCAUUAAGGUGUGCGAGGCUGACCCUCUUCACCUGGUGAGGAUGAUGGACCAGCUACGCUUGGAGAUGUUUCCCUUGCCCGGGUGGGCAAUUCUGCAGCUCAAUGCCGAUCUCCAAACCUUGGACACCGAGUACAACAAGUUGGGGGAUCUCGCAGCCAGGGGCGAGCGAGAUGACCACAAUGAUGCGUGGGGCAAGGAAGCUGAGCUCGCCAUGAAGUCCUCCACCUUUGUGUGCACCAAAGUGGCGACGAAUGAAGCCAAGAUUCGGUCAUCGCCUCAACUUCUGCAGUGCGUAGACCAGAGCAUCUUGUCGACAGCGAAAAAGCACUUCAAGAAGGGUGAGAAGGAAGAGAUUCACAAGGUGUUGCCGGUGUGUCGGCAAAGAGGUUGGCAGCAAACAUUGGCGAAGGGGCCAUGCCCAAAAAAUGAGGAGUUUCAGCAUUUACCUUUGGAAUCUGAUCGCCUGGACAAACCGAUUGGCACCAGUGGAUUGAAUACCCUUUUGGACUAUGAGGAUCAGUAUUUGCGCUAUGGUGAUCUCAAAAGCCUUCCACGUGUUAAAGGCUGCAAGAAUGAGCGAAGUGGAGGGGACACCCUUCAAGCCCUUCAAGAUGCAGAUAGUGGACCAUUCCUCACGUAUGUUGUGUACAAGUCAUGGAAGCGUCCUAGUAUGCAAGCCAGCAGCCUCAGCCAAAUCCUCACUGCAAAGGCUGUGGCCGAAGACUUUGGAGUGGAACAAUGUGCUGAAAAUGGCAUUUCCUUAUGGUCCAAAGCUGAUGUAACACACCCUGAACGGGAUGUCUUCCGGAUUUGCAUUUUGGGUGUCAAAGGCGAUGCUCCAUAUUUGUCCAAGGUGGCUCACUUCUACAGAUCCUACAACACUUUUGCUAAACGUGGAGAUGAGAGAGGUCCACCAAAAGGUUGCUGCCCAUACUGUCUUGCAGGGACAUCCUUGUGCGCUGCUGAGGAGAUAGCCACAGCAACACCAAAAUGGUUGCCUACUGUUGCUGUGAAGCUGCCAUGGACUCGGGAGCCUGCUAUCAUCAAGCAUCUGAUGCAUGAUCGUGGUGAUCCGGCUUCGUUCUUCAAAUCGGACAUCUGGCAUGUGUUCCAUUUGGGCUUUGGUCGUUCCUGGAUUAGCAGUGUUAUCCAGUUGCUCCUACCAUUUUUGCCUUGUUCGAAUUUGGACGAAAAGUGGGACUACCUGACAGACCACUACAUGCAAUGGUGUCGUGCAAACAACAAGCAGUCCCACGUCAGCCGCAUCAGUGCGUACCUCAUGUCGUAUGGUGAUGCCACAGGAGCCAUGGGGAAUUGGCAUAAAGGAGCUCUAACAACAAAUCUGAGCCAAUGGCUUGUCGAUUUACUGGGUUCAGAAGGUCGUGAUCCUGAUGGUUUGCUGGUGAAAUGCCGGGAAGCCACAUUUCGAGUUAAUUCAUUGUUCAGCACGCUUUACAAAGCCGGCGCAUUUCUGGGGGAAUCUGAAUGUGCGCACGUUGCUGAGCAGGGCUUGCGCUUUCUAGCAGUUUAUGCAGAACUUGCGUUGCGAAUGUACAGAGCCAAUCGGCAGUUUCUGUUCCCGUUGUAUCCCAAGCUUCAUAUUUGGCACCAUUUGAUUUUAACAGUGAAGCAGUCUGGAGAGCGCAAUCAAAGCGCCAUCAAUCCAGCUAUGUACGCCUGCCAGAUCGAUGAAGACCUGAUAGGAAAGGCUUCACGACUGAGCCGAAGGGUAAAUAUCCGAAAAGUCGCUUCACGGACCUUAGAAAGGUACCUUGCAGCUGCAUACGCAGCCUUCUCGAAGGAAGGCUGGCUGUCUUAG